Molecule: messenger RNA, 1716 nt
Organism: Musa acuminata subsp. malaccensis (wild Malaysian banana)
Lineage: Eukaryota; Viridiplantae; Streptophyta; Magnoliopsida; Zingiberales; Musaceae
Product: 26S proteasome non-ATPase regulatory subunit 4 homolog
Biological process (GO): proteasome-mediated ubiquitin-dependent protein catabolic process
Cellular component (GO): nucleus; cytosol; proteasome regulatory particle, base subcomplex
Molecular function (GO): polyubiquitin modification-dependent protein binding
Source: RefSeq, a predicted model, not a curated record
ACUUCUUGGUCUUCAAAGCCUGGUUGGUUUGAGCCGCAAGCAAACAACAACAGAAGAGUUGGUUCUUGAUCCUCCGAAGCUCUCUUCCUUUCUCCUGCCCCAUCUUAAUCCUCCUUCUCGCCCUUCGACGCAUCGCCAUGGUUCUUGAGGCCACGAUGAUCUGCAUCGACAACUCGGAGUGGAUGCGGAAUGGGGACUACUCGCCCAGUCGAUACCAGGCCCAGGCCGACGCUAUCAAUCUCAUAUGCGGAGCUAAAACUCAGUCGAAUCCGGAGAACACGGUGGGUGUGCUGACGAUGGCGGGGAAAGGGGUCCGUGUCUUGGUGACGCCCACGAGUGAUCUUGGAAAGAUCCUGGCUUGCAUGCAUGGUUUGGAAAUCGGUGGUGAAAUGAACUUGACUGCAGGAAUACAGGUAGCCCAGUUGGCUCUUAAACACAGGCAAAACAAGAAACAGAAACAAAGAAUCAUAGUUUUUGCUGGAAGUCCAAUCAAGUAUGACAAGAAGACAUUGGAGGCAAUUGGGAGAAAGUUGAAAAAGAACAGUGUUGCUUUGGAUGUUGUUGAUUUUGGAGAAUCUGAUGAUGGGAAACCUGAAAAGUUGGAGGCCUUGGUUGCUGCUGUGAACAAUAAUGACAACAGUCACAUAGUUCAUGUUCCACCUAGUCCAAGUGCCCUUUCUGAUGUGCUUAUCAGCACACCUAUUUUUACUGGAGAUGGGGAAGGUGGGAGUGGUUUUGCUGCUGCAGCGGCAGCAGCUGCAGCUGGUGGCAUGUCUGGAUUUGAUUUUGGUGUGGAUCCUAACAUGGAUCCUGAAUUGGCCCUGGCAUUGAGGAUCUCCAUGGAAGAAGAAAGAGCAAGACAAGAAGCUGCUGCAAAAAAGGCUGCUGAAGAGGCUGCUAAACAGGAGAAAGUAGGGGAGCAAGCUUCAAGUUCCCAGGAUGCAGCUAUGACUGAAGCAGUUGACACUUCAGCUGUCGUGGCUGAUGAUAAAAAGCAAAAUUUAACGGAUGAUGAGGCUGCAUUGCUAGAACAAGCUCUUGCAAUGUCCAUGGAUGGUGCUAAGUCCACCAGUGUGGAUAUCACUGAUGCUGACAUGUCAGAUGCUACGGCAGAAGAUCCUGAAUUGGCAUAUGCCCUUCAAAUGUCUGUUCAAGAAACUGCAAAAGACUCGUCAUCCCAGUCAGAGAUGAGCAAAGUGCUUGAGGACCAAUCAUUUGUUUCAUCUAUCCUAAACUCGCUUCCUGGUGUUGACCCCAAUGAUCCUUCACUGAAGGAUUUUCUGGCAUCUUUACAAGGCCAAUCAGAGACCCAGCAGAAGCAAAAGGAAGACGAUUCAGAAAAAGGUGGUGAUAAAUAAAGGAUUAGUUUAAGGCUGCUUAUGCCUUGUUAUCUGAGAACAAUUAUCUUUCUUUUGGGUGCCACUUGUUUCUUGUGGCGGUGGACCGAGGACCUGCAUUUUCUUUGGAGCUCGAAUUUGUACUGUGACAUCUCUAUGGCCUGUGGACUAUCCAACAUUUUAUAUUCAGGGAUGUUUAUGCUACUUGUAUCUGAUUCUCUUCCAACUCAGUAUCAUCUCUGGUAAACAACAAUGCCUAAGGUUUCUCUGGGUGUUCUAUUACAGGUCUCCUUUCAUGAUUAGGAACGUGUCUGUUGAUAUACUUAAAAAGAUUUUAGUUUGUUCUCGUUGAGUUCCAAUGGUAAAGUUGCAUUUUCUU